Messenger RNA from Nycticebus coucang (slow loris), 2634 nucleotides. RefSeq names its product actin binding transcription modulator (gene ABITRAM). Bases 91 to 636 code for a protein of 181 amino acids. The transcript has 6 exons. Gene Ontology annotation, molecular function: actin monomer binding; actin filament binding. Lineage: Eukaryota; Metazoa; Chordata; Mammalia; Primates; Lorisidae. Gene Ontology annotation, cellular component: nucleus; lamellipodium; filopodium tip. Gene Ontology annotation, biological process: dendrite morphogenesis; regulation of filopodium assembly; regulation of actin filament polymerization. The record is from RefSeq and is a predicted model, not a curated record.
GUGCGUGCCGGAAAGACGGCCCUAGCCGGGGCCGCCGGGAGGAAGCGCUCGGGUCCUGGAGGGCGGGGGGUAGCGGCGCUGGGGGUCGCCAUGGCUACCGAGUCCGAAGCCACGGACCCGGAGGUACCAUCACUUGUGGAUCGUUAUUUCACUCGCUGGUACAAAGCGGAUGUCAAAGGAAAGCCCUAUGAGGACCACUGUAUACUACAGCACUCUAAUAGAAUAUGUGUCAUCACAUUGGCAGGAUCUCAUCCAGUCCUUCAAAGUGGAAAAACAAUUAAAAGCAUUUCCUAUCAGAUCAGUAACAACUGUAGCAGACUUCAGAACAAGGUCUCUGGGAAAUUUAAGCGGGGGGCACAGUUUCUAACAGAACUUGCACCUCUGUGUAAGAUUUACUGCUCCGAUGGAGAAGAAUAUACCGUAUCUAGUUGUGUUAGAGGACGGCUGAUGGAAGUGAAUGAAAACAUUCUCCAUAAGCCAUCUAUUCUUCAAGAAAAGCCAUCUACUGAAGGCUACAUUGCAGUUGUGUUACCCAAAUUUGAAGAAAGUAAAAGCAUAACAGAAGGUUUACUGACACAAAAAGAAUAUGAAGAAGUAGUGGUGAAACGCAUUAAUGCCACAACAGCUACGUCAUGAGGAUUGAGAUGGAUUAAAAAGUAAAGCAGGAUUCUUAUCCUUACCUGGUCCAAACCAUCAGUGCACUAAAUGAAAACAUCCAGUAUGUGGCUUAUCACACCCAGCCGCCCACAGGAGAGAACUAAUCCUCCUUCCCUUAACCUCAUUUUCCCUCUUUGUCUUGCUUAAUGAGCCUGGGUUCUCAUUUGUCCUCAGCCUCCCAGAUCUGCCCUACCUGUGUACUCACUCUUUUUCUCUUACUUCUUCCUAACAACUGCCACACCAGGAAUGUUUUUCUGAUUAAAAGCAAACAAAGCUAUUUGAGGAAAAUCUACAAAAUACAGAAAAGUUUUAAGUAGCCAACUAGAAGUAAUUGACCCAUGAUGGUUUAAUUGCUGUGUCUCUAUUUAAAAAUCAAAAAUUGUUUCUUUUUCAUAAAAGAUGCUAUUUACUGCACAUAACUCUGACACACUUUUACUGUAGGAAAAAAAUUAUGCUACACAAUUUUUUGUUUUUUCCCAAAUAUUUUUUGAAAGUUAGAAUUUUCCUUAUGAAUUCAUGAGCUUAUGAGCCUAUUUAAAAUUGAGAAAUAAAUGCAUAUAAACUUAACAAUAAAAAAAAAUAAAAGGAAUUUGACCAGUUAUCCUAUAACCUGAAAAUACAGUUGACCCUUUAACGAUAGGGGUUUAUACUGCACGGGUCUACCUAGAUGUGCAUUUUUUUUCAACCAAAUGCACAUCAAAAAUAUAUCUAUAGUAUUUGCUGGAUAUGAAACCCAUAUACAGAGCAGGCCAAUUUUUCUUAUACUCAGAUAAUCAGGAUUUGAUUGCAAGUCUUGAGUAUGUGCAGAUUUGGGGUAUACACAGAAGGCUCUAGAUCUGACGGAUCCCUUGCAUAUGCCAAGAGAUGACUAUACUACAUUUUGACAUGCUUUUGUUUGAAGGUUGUGGUAUGGUUACUGUUUGGCCUCAAUUUUCUAUCAAAGUUGGAAGAAAACCUAACUGGCCAUUCUUACCCAAUCUGCCUCCAUGUAACACUACCAAGAAGUCUAAGCCUACCCUUUCUGCCUCAAGCCCUCUCCCAUUAGGUUGGAGGAAAGUGACAAAGAGUGCAGAGUGUACCUUUUCUCUUCAUUAUGCCUUCCUCUCUGAAACAAAGUGAAACUGUAACACUGACUUCUUAAAUGAGGAACACAUGAAAAGGCUUUGAAAAAUACAAAGGCCUCCCCUAGCAAGGGGAAGUUUUUUUUUUGAGACAGAGUCUCACUAUAUUGCCCUUGGUAGAAGGCCAUGGCAUCACGGCUCAUAACAACCUCAAACUCUUGAGCUUAAGCAAUUCUCUUGCCUUAGCCUCCCAAGUAGCUCGGACUACAGGCACCUGCCACAACGCCCAGCUAUUUUUCCUUGCAGUUGUCAUUGUUUAGCUGGGCUGGACCAGGUUUGAACCUGCCACCCUUGGGGUAUGUGGCUGGCGCUGUAGCCGUAACUCUGCUACGGGAGCCUUUUUUUUUUUUUUUUUUUUUUUUGAGACAGAGUCUCCCUAUGCUACUUUGUUGCCCUCGGAAGAGUGCAGUAGUGUCACAGCUCACAGCAACCUCAAACUCUUGGUCUCAAGUGAUUCUCUUGCUUCAGCCUCCCAAGUAGCUAGGACUACAGGCACACACAACACCCAACUAUUCUUGUUUAGCAGGCCCCAGCCGGGUUAGAACCCACCACUCCUGGUGCUUUUGGCUGGCGCCCUAACCACUGGGCUAAAGGCGCCAAGCCCAAGUGUAAGUAUUAUAAUGCAAACUGAUUCUUGCAAUACAUACAUUGUAGUCACUCAGUCUCACACACACUAUUUUCAAGGUAACCACCAAAGAAGUUGCUAAGAAUAUGUCAUUCAAAGGCACAGACGCCUUUGAACAGAGUAGGCUUUUACUGUUUUUUUUGUUUGUUUUUAAAGCAACUAUAAAUUUAUGGUUUAAAACUGGAUACCUAUUUAUAUUGAAUUUUAAAUAAAAAGGACUUUAAAACUUGU